This is a messenger RNA of Symbiodinium sp. CCMP2592, 1530 nucleotides long. Lineage: Eukaryota; Dinophyceae; Suessiales; Symbiodiniaceae. The record is from the annotation of a GenBank genome assembly.
AUGGACGCCAGUUGGUUCUGUCGCUGCUUCCACUGGCGUGGAGCUUUCCUUUGGAAUGCUGUCUUGAUUGGCUCCUGCUGCUGUGGCUCCCGCACCUUUCUCUGCGAUAAUGCGGACCGAAUCCGGAACGGCACUCUGCCCCAAGAAGACGGCUUGCGGGACAUUCAUAUAGAAGUGGGGACAGGCAUUUGGGAUGAAAGGUUUCUGGCUUUGGAUGAAACGGGUGCCUAUGUGGGCCUGGAGGUGAAGCUGCUCGAGGAGCUUUCCAGGCGAGGCCGCUUCACCUACAGCCUGAACUUCCACAACUGGACGUCCUCGAGCCCUUGGCUUGAUCAGCUUCAGGAUGCGAUCGGUCGAUUCGACCUGGUGACAUACGCAUACUGGUUCAUUACACCAGAACGCAUGAGCAUCGGCGCAUACAGCCCCUACGGAAUCUUAGAUGCCGUGUAUUGGGCCGUAGUGAUGGAGGAAACCAAGGAAGGGAUUGAUCUCGAAGAGAUAUUCUCCUUUCUCACACCAUUCAGUGGCCCCGUUUGGUUGAGCUUCCUUGGCCUCAUGGUGGCGACGGGUCUGAUGUACAGGGUUUUGGAGGUCGGCCGCAAUUCUGAAGACUUCCCGGAUGGACCGCAGAGGUCCUGCAAAUGUAAAGUCUGGAUGCAGUGCAUGGAUGCCAUCUUCCAGUCCUCGGGCCACAUCACUGGAGCCUCUAGUUUUUCACCGAGGACCUGGGCAGGAAAGAUACUGGUAAUGUCAUGGACUUGGUGUGUCGUAUUGAUUUUGGCGGCCUACACUGCUAAUCUGGCAUCGUUUCUUGUUGUUCAGGCGAAGAGCCAGCCGUCGUUCAACUCCCUCAGCGGCGCUGUUAAUAAGAAUAAGAAAGUCUGCGUCGCUGCGAAUUCUGCUGACCACGACUGGUUCCGAUCCGCGUUUCCGAAUUACAAGAACUUAAUUCCCGUUUCGGGUGGUCCCGCUGAACGUGCUAGACGGUUGAAUGAGGGCACGUGUGAUGUCGCCACCUAUGCCAAGUUUGAGUAUGAGUUCCUGAGGCAGACGCACAGCCUGAACCCAAAUUGCUACAUGCAGACCAUAGGAGAGCCUUUACAAAGCACGGCCGCCGGAUGGAUGGUGCUCAAUGACGUCGCCGACUCUUGCACCUCCUUGGUUCGCGAUGUCCUAGGCUUGUGGCUUCUGCAGAUGGAGUUGGAUGGAACGCUGCGCUCGAUCGUCAAGAAGUCCCUGAUGCCUGUGGACAACUGUGUCACAGAGGUGAACCCUCGUGAAAGCACAGCUGGUCAGCUCAAAUUCGAAAGUAUGCUUGGAAUAUUCACGCUACAUGCCGUCGGUGUUGGCACUGCUGUUCUUUUUCAUUUUUCUUCCGGUGCCCCAAAGGCCGUAAGCAGGGGCCUCUCGAGGACGCGCAGUCUGAACAGCUUCAGCCGUGUUUCACCAAAGAAAGAUGUUCACGAAGACGAAGUCUAUCGUAGGAACACAGAGCCAUCAGAGGCGUGGGAGGCAGACGAUUUACAGUAA